Molecule: messenger RNA, 1405 nt
Organism: Carassius gibelio (silver crucian carp)
Lineage: Eukaryota; Metazoa; Chordata; Actinopteri; Cypriniformes; Cyprinidae
Exons: 4
Coding region: 218-871 (217 amino acids)
Source: RefSeq, a predicted model, not a curated record
ACACCCGAUUCGAACGUUAUCACUCGAUUGAAUGGGGCGUUAUCAGCGGUUAUCAGCCCAUAGCAAUGGGUCAGGAGGGGCCUCCUGUGCCUACUAGUAGGCUCAGAAGGCCGUGAUCAUCCAUCCAAAUGGUUGAUCACCCACAAAUAUACAAGAGAAGACUCCAGAUCCAAUCCCAGAAUUCCUGCUCACCGGUAAUCGGAAGUCUACUGGACGAAUGCGGGAACGUUGCGAUAUUUCCUGCUUAAUAUUUUCAGAUAUGGGAAAAGCACUUAAGAUGAGCACACGUUUCAGGAACGUUAAAAUUAAGUUGGUGAGGAGGUCUAUGGUGGGCCCUGCGAAGUUUUCUUACCUCAGUCAAGGUCUUCCCCAGCCCAGCUACAAUCAGAGCCACCCUUCAGACCCUUCUAUUACAUCUCAACUGACUGAACCUGAUGAUGCGACACCGAGCUGUUCUGAGAGCGCAUACAGUAAGGCAAAGAAGAGAGAGCUUCAUGCCUGGGAUGCAGUCAAGGAUGAGAUGCUUAAGGUGUCGUUUGAAUGUUCAGCACCGAUCACUACCCAGUGUGCUGUCUGCGGAGAACAUGCUGAUUAUAGGUGCAUUGAGUGCAGCUCCACUGCAGUGUUCUGUGAGGUUUGCCUGAAGAGGAUUCACAGAAAUUUACUGCAUCUUCCUGAAAAGUGGAACAGUGUUUACUAUGAGCCAUCCUCCCUGGGGUUAUUCCUAUAUUUACCUGAAGCCCAUGGCACCCAUGCUGUGUACACAAAGGACAUGAAGAUCAUUGUCAGCACAGGACGGCUCUGCACCAUUACAGUCACCAUGUGUGCGUGUGAACCAGAAACUUGUACUCUGCUGAGAUCUGGGCUCUGACCAGCAACAGCCACAAGCCCCAGACAGACAGCCUUCUCCAUCCCUCUGCUAGAGCUUUCUGUUUCUCUGUCACUGGAGUGUCAGGUUUCUGUUGAGGGUUUUUGCAACACCCCAUAUCCCAUUUUAGGCAUCACCACUUCCGACAAAGAAGUUUGGUUGAUAUUUGCCCACAAUUAAAUGAUGGCACCAUAUGCCCAGCAUGUCCAAAGGUUGGUUAUAGUUCUAGCGUGGUUCUUGUUUGAUUAAAUUAAUGGCAUAGAAUUAAAAUCUGAAUUAAUAUCAAACUAAGUUAAUUUGUUUAUGUAGUAUUAUAAUAGAAGUAAUAGUAUAAAUGUAUAAACCUGGUGCGGGUCCACAACCAGUGUUACUGUAAGUGUUUGUUUUCCAGGCGGAUGGAGAAAUGAUUGUCACAUUGGAUGCCAACUUUGGCCUUGUGAGGAAUCAAAGCUCUGGGACAAGUGCGGUUGAUCCAUUACACAGAACCCGCGUGUUUAGAGGAAUACCUGCUAUCACAUCUUGACAGCUCAAAGCCUC